This is a messenger RNA of Plasmodium knowlesi strain H, 561 nucleotides long. RefSeq names its product protein YIPF6, putative. Bases 1 to 561 code for a protein of 186 amino acids. Gene Ontology annotation, biological process: endoplasmic reticulum to Golgi vesicle-mediated transport. The record is from RefSeq and is a predicted model, not a curated record. NCBI's taxonomy places the organism in Eukaryota, Apicomplexa, Aconoidasida, Haemosporida, Plasmodiidae. The transcript is spliced from 7 exons. Gene Ontology annotation, cellular component: membrane; trans-Golgi network.
AUGGUGGCAACAGUUCCACAUUUUACGAAUUAUGAGUUUACCAUGGAUGAGCCUGUUAAGGACACAGUGAUAAGAGACGUAAAAAGUGUCUACAAGAAGAUAUUGCACAUAUGCUUUCAUCAGUACGAUGACGAUAACACCGUAAAGAAAUGGGAUUUAUGGGGAUCCUUUAUUGUCUACAUAACACUGUCCAUAAUUAUAUUUUUAGAUAAGGAAAUAUCCGACAAGAAGAACACCUUUGCAUAUUUUUUUUUUUCCUUCAUCCUUGGACAUAUUUUGGUUUCCCUUAAUUUAUCGCUGCUACACACAAAUAUACACUUUUUUCAGAUUUUAUGCAUCAUUAGCUAUGCCCAAUUUCCGCUGGUCUUUUCCUCCAUCGUAAAUUUGCUCGUGCCUUGUCAAAUGCUACGGCUUUUAUUUUCCCUUUGGUCAAUCGUCUGGUCCACGUACAAUUGCAUCCUCAUUUUGGCGAAGUUUAUAAAAAAGAACAGGAUGCUGAUUUGCUUCGUCCCCAUUUGCUUGCUGCAGUUUUUUGUUGCCACCUUUUUCUUGAUUAAGUGA